Funneliformis mosseae is the source of this 540-nucleotide messenger RNA. NCBI's taxonomy places the organism in Eukaryota, Fungi, Glomeromycota, Glomeromycetes, Glomerales, Glomeraceae. The record is from the annotation of a GenBank genome assembly.
AUGCCACCAAAACUGAGAAAAAAGAAAAAAUCUCCAACAGCUCCCAAGGGGGACGUUCAAACUAUCAAUGUUGGUACAUCUUCGAAGGGUAUGGAAAAGCCCGAGGAAAUAGCACUGCCUUUCCCAAGGGAACCGUCUGCAGUUUUUAUGGAGGGUGUUGAGUCCACCGAAAUUUCCCCAUCUACGAAAGACAGAGAGGUUACUUCAACCACUCCAAGCGUCGAGGAAAUCAAGAAGUGGAAGCGAGCCGAUGUUAUAAAUUUUUUACAAGAGAAGAAAGAAGAGCUAGACAUCGAUGAUAAGCACAUUCAAGUCAUCAGGGACCAAGAGGUAGCCGGUCAAGCAUUCCUUCUUCUAACCGAAGAAAACCUUAUGCAAGUUGGUUUAUCUCUAGGACCAGCAAAAUCAAUCGCGUAUUUGAUUGAAACUCUUAAAGGUGGAGAAGUGACGCUAAAGCGUAAAUAUGAAGAAUCAACAGAGAAUUUAACCGAGAUUGUAAAAAGUGCGGUGCGUGAAGAAUUCUCCCGGCAAAAACCUGAU